Messenger RNA from Lucilia sericata (common green bottle fly), 2662 nucleotides. RefSeq names its product glycosyltransferase 25 family member-like. Gene Ontology annotation, molecular function: procollagen galactosyltransferase activity. The coding region runs from base 327 to 2270 and encodes 647 amino acids. The transcript is spliced from 6 exons. NCBI's taxonomy places the organism in Eukaryota, Metazoa, Arthropoda, Insecta, Diptera, Calliphoridae. The record is from RefSeq and is a predicted model, not a curated record.
AACGAAAGAGGCAGCAACCCAAAAACAUUUAAAACAAACCAGAAAAACAUGAUAAUUAAGCUAGUAAUAAAAAAAUAUAAAAUUUAACUGAUUGUAUACACACAAUACAAUCAAACAACAACAUAAAUUAAAUUUAAUAAAAACAAAUGAAUGGAUAAUCAACGCUAGCAGCAGCCGCAGCAGUGAGUGAACUGAGCAGAGCAAUAGAAUUGUCAAGAAUUUAAUUCAGAAAAAAGAAAAACGAAAUCAUACACUAGUGCAUCCGGUUACAGUAAAGAAGUGUUUUUCCAUCGACUCAACAAGAAUUGUUUUAAAUUAAAAAUAUAAUGAAAAUUUUGGGAUUUUUAUUUAUAUCCCUGUCGGUGUUGGCGGCUCGGGCUGAAGAGGAUAUUGCUCCGGGUACAACAUUGGAAGAAUUACAAAAAUUACUGCCGGUGGACUUAAGUGAUGAGGUGCCUACGGUGGUGGUGGCCUUAAUGGUGCGUAAUAAGGCUCAUGUUUUGCCUUUGUUCUUAAGCUAUUUGGAGAGACAAGAUUAUCCCAAGGAACGCAUGUCCUUAUGGAUCCAUUCUGACUACAAUACCGACAACAGUAUAGAAAUCUUAACUGAAUGGUUGCAACAUGUGGAGCCUUUGUAUCACAAAGUUCAUAAAGUUUUAGAUUCCGAAACGCAACGUCAUCAAAAUGAAAGUUCUCCAUUCGAUUGGCCGCGUGCACGCUUCGAUCAUCUUAUCAGUCUUAAAGAACAGGCUAAGCGUGAAGCUAAACAAAACUGGGCCGACUACAUAUUUUAUCUAGAUGCUGAUGUUUUUCUUACCGAACCUCACACUCUUACUCAUUUGGUCCAGCUACGUUUGCCCAUUGUGGCUCCCAUGCUACUAUCCGAAGGCCUCUACUCCAAUUUCUGGUGUGGCAUGUCUCCGGACUACUACUAUCUGCGCACAGAUCUCUACCAAGAUAUCUACAAUGUCAAUCGUGAAGGCAUUUUCCAAGUGCCCAUGAUUCACAGUGCCGUUUUAAUAAAUCUUAACUACAAGGGUUCCCACUAUCUAACUUUCGAUCGUGAUCAGUUCCUUGAUCAGCAGAAAAACGACUUGGAUUAUAUGCAGACUUUGGGACCUCAGUGUCGUUUGUAUGAUGGCCCCGUAGAUGAUAUUAUUGUAUUUGCCAUUUCUGCCAACUGUUCAAAGAUUCCCUUGUUUAUUACGAAUGAGAUACCUUUUGGUUAUAUACUACAGCCUUUGGAUGCAAGUGAUAAUAUCGCCCAGGAUUAUAAGCAAUUGGUUAAUAUUAAAACGAAUAUUAUUCAUGAUUUGGGUGAUAUUAUUGAGGUCAAUGAGUAUUUGAAGAAAUUUGAAAGAGAGGAAAAGAAACACAAACUCUCCCUCGAUCACAUUUACAUGAUCAAUUUGGAACGCCGCCCCGAAAGACGUGAAAAAAUGGAAAAACUUUUCAAUGUUUUGGGUUUAGAUGUAGAAUAUUUCCCAGCAGUAGAUGGACAAAAAUUAAAUCAUGAUCUCCUGGAAGAAAUGGGUGUUAAGUUCUUGCCCGGCUAUGAGGAUCCCUAUCAUCAUCGUCCUAUGACUAUGGGUGAAAUAGGCUGUUUCUUGAGUCACUAUAAGAUAUGGGAAAAAAUGGUAGAAGAAAAACAGGAACAGGUAUUGAUCUUAGAAGAUGAUAUCAGAUUUGAGCCAUAUUUCAAGGAUAAGGCCGAGUCGGUGAUGGAGCAGAUACGUAAUGUUAUAGAAUAUGAUUUGGUUUACUUUGGCCGCAAACGCUUGAAGGAAGAAUCUGAACCUUGGGUGGCUAAUACGGAAAACUUGGUGCAUGCAGGCUAUUCUUAUUGGACUUUGGGUUAUGUUAUUUCCUUAAAGGGAGCUGAAAAGUUAUUGGCCGCCAAACCUUUGGAAAAUCUUAUACCCGUCGAUGAAUUCUUGCCGGUUAUGUUCAACAGACAUCCCAAUAAAACCUGGGCUAAUGCUUUUCCCAAACGUGAUCUUAUGGCUUUUAGUGCCAGUCCUUUGCUAUUAUUUCCCACUCACUAUACUGGAGAUUAUGGUUAUAUCUCAGAUACCGAGGAUUCGGUAGUAGUAAAAGGCGAUGGUGUUAUGGCAAAUACAGCUGCUGCUGGUGGCAGCCAAGAGGCUCAAUUGAAAAGUGAUCCUGAAAAGGCUUAUAUAAGAGAACCUAGAUUAGAGUCAAAACCCUUGGAAUUGAAAGAAGCUCAAUUCGAGGCAGCUGCUAAUGUUAAAACUCAUGAAGAAUUGUAGUUUUCUUAUGAAUUCUUUAAAUGAGAAGAGAGUUUUAUUAUUAUGUAUAAGCUGAAACCAAAAUUUGCAUUAUUCUCUCUCUCUUUAGUUAUUAAGUUUACUAAAACCAAUAGGAGUGGGGUUAUGACCUUUAACUCCUGCUCAUUUUAAAUGUGCCUUAGUAGUUUGUAGUUACUAAAAACAUUCUUAAAAAAAAGUUCUUAACUGUUUUUUUUUAUAUCUAUAUAUAAUUUUUACUUGUUUUAAAUAGUGUUCUGCCAUUUAUUUCAUUUAUGUAAUUUUAUACAUAUUAAGAAUCUCAUUAUUAAUCAUUUAAGUUUAAUUUGUCUUUUAACAACAAAUACAAAACAUGAACAAAAAUAUACUCAAGCAUUUAUUUUAUAAAAAAAUAA